Molecule: messenger RNA, 3249 nt
Organism: Drosophila innubila
Lineage: Eukaryota; Metazoa; Arthropoda; Insecta; Diptera; Drosophilidae
Gene: svp
Product: steroid receptor seven-up, isoforms B/C
Exons: 3
Coding region: 705-2975 (756 amino acids)
Biological process (GO): anatomical structure development; cell differentiation; regulation of transcription by RNA polymerase II
Molecular function (GO): nuclear receptor activity; zinc ion binding; RNA polymerase II cis-regulatory region sequence-specific DNA binding
Source: RefSeq, a predicted model, not a curated record
GCUGCCACUGUAUGUGUGCCUGUGCUGCGGCUCUGGCUGUGCUGCCACAGUGGUGGAAUGAGAGAGAUUUGUGUGAUGUGUCGUUAGGUCGAAACGGUCGAGUCGGGUCGGGUCGUGUACCUUUUGCCACGAAUGUUUUGCCAGUCAGGCUCUAAAAGGCCUUACGAGAACAGCUGAGAUUUUGCUGCUCGCAUGACGCGCAUUUUUAAAAAGAUAGAAAAAUUUUUGAGAAAUUUUAUAUAUUUUCCAAGUGCCGCAAGCGAGCUAACAAAUUUCAUUUACUUAUAUUUAUUCGUGUGUGUUGAGAAUGAUAUAAAAUCAAAGCAAAUAAAUUGAAUAAAAAUAGAAAAUAAAAAACGCAAAAGUGUUUUUCGUGCUGUGUAAAAUGUGCAGAGCAAUAAUCAAAUAAUUAUAAAUAUAAAUAAUUAUUAUCAUAAUUAUUGCAACGAAAAAUUCAACAAAAAAAUAAAUACUUCGCAAAAAGUGCAAGAGAUAAAUUCGAAAAAAAGAAAGAAAAAAAAUAUUCAAAGAAAAUUAAUUGUUUGAAAAAAGAAAUAUUUUGAAUUGGCGACUUUCUGCGUUGUGACCCAAGUGUGCCCAAGUGAGGACCGUGCAAAGUGUAUUCCAGCGGUUAUUCCACGUGUUCCGAUCCGGCCGCCAAAAUUAUUACGCACAAUUCCCUGAGCGUGUACGGUGGCGGCGUCAUGUGCGCCUCACCGUCCACAGCUCCCGGCUUCUUCAAUCCGCGCCCGCAAUCCGGCGCAGAGCUGUCCGCCUUCGACCUGGGCCUCUCGCGCUCCAUGACGCUGGGCGUGCCGCCGCACAGCGCUUGGCAUGAUCCAAAUUUGGGCGGCCAUCUGCAUGCCUCGGCCGGACCCGGCUCGCUGGGUGGCACCGGCAGCAGCGGUGGCGGCGGCGGCGGCGGCACCACGCCCAGCAGUGUGGCCAGCCAACAGUCGUCGGGCAUUAAACAGGACCUGUCCGGCCUGAGUGCCUCCACAGCGAAUCUCAACCAAAGCGCGCAUCAUGUCAUCAAGGAGGAUCUGUCCAGUUUGCCCAGCGCCAAUGGCGGCUCCACAUCCGCUCAUCACACAAGCUCCGGUCAAUCCGGUCAUGGUGCAGAUAUGGUUCCCAUCAUCAAGGGUUCACAGUCGGCCAGCUGUUUGGGCGGCAGUACCGGCGGUGGUGGAGGCGGAGGCGGCAGCACCACGCCCAGUUCCCAGGCGAACAGCUCACAUUCGCAGAGCAGCAACAGCGGAUCACAGAUUGACUCCAAGCAGAACAUCGAGUGCGUUGUCUGCGGCGACAAGAGCUCCGGCAAGCACUAUGGACAAUUUACCUGUGAAGGCUGCAAAUCGUUCUUUAAACGCUCCGUGCGACGCAAUCUCACAUACUCAUGUCGAGGCAGCAGAAACUGUCCGAUAGAUCAACAUCAUCGCAAUCAAUGCCAAUAUUGCCGAUUGAAAAAGUGCCUCAAAAUGGGCAUGCGACGCGAAGCUGUUCAACGUGGCCGCGUACCGCCCACACAGCCCGGCUUAGCGGGUAUGCACGGCCAGUAUCAGUUGGCCAACGGCGAUCCAAUGGGCGUGGCUGGCUUCAAUGGGCACUCGUACCUCAGUUCCUAUAUCUCGCUGCUGCUGCGUGCGGAACCGUAUCCGACAUCCCGAUACGGCCAAUGUCUGCAGCCGAACAACAUUAUGGGCAUUGACAACAUCUGCGAGCUGGCCGCGCGGCUGCUCUUCUCGGCGGUUGAGUGGGCCAAGAAUAUACCCUUCUUUCCGGAACUGCAGGUGACCGAUCAGGUGGCACUGUUGCGCCUCGUCUGGUCCGAGCUGUUCGUGCUGAAUGCGAGCCAGUGCUCGAUGCCGCUGCAUGUGGCGCCACUGCUGGCUGCCGCCGGUCUGCAUGCCUCGCCGAUGGCAGCGGAUCGUGUGGUUGCCUUCAUGGAUCACAUACGCAUCUUCCAGGAGCAGGUGGAGAAGCUGAAGGCGCUACAUGUCGAUUCGGCCGAGUACUCCUGCCUCAAGGCGAUCGUGCUCUUCACCACCGGUAAGUUGCUGGACAUCCUGUACAAGGAUGUGCCCGCACUGCUAACCAAAGUUUCAGCUCUGCUUGGCAAGCGAGCGGCGUCUGUGGGCGACGUUGGUGGCGCCACCGCCACCGCUGACUGCACCAAUGAUGAAGUGCUCAGCGUGGUGCGUGAGCAUCUCGACGACCUCAAUCGCCAGGAGUUUGAGUCGCAGCUGCAGCAGGCGCCGCUGCACUUGGCCACCUUCAUGAAGAGCGUGGCUGGCGUAGAGGCUGCAGUGCAGCAGGCGGAGCAACAACAGCAACAACAGCAGCAGCAGCAACAACAACAUCCGCUACUCUCAAUUGCUCAGCAUGAGUCCAAGCCAAUUGCUAGCUCUGUGCCUGUUGUGCCCUCCGCCAGCAGCGCUUUCAGCACCUGCGCCAAGUCCAAUGUCGGCGAGGUCGAUCUGCUCGCUGCGCUCUAUGCCAGCUCCAAUGGCAAUGGUGAGAGCAGCGCCACCAGCACCAAUAACAGUCACAAUAACAGCAGUGGCCUGGGCGCUUCACUUCCCACUCAAUCCCAAUCCCACUCCCAAUCUCACUCGCAGAGCGCAUCAUCCUCUCUCAGUUUGACGGCCUCGCCAGUGAGUGCCGUCGCAGCCACUGCCGCCUCAGUGGUCAACACGCUGACCACCACCUCGAGCAGCUCGCUGGCUGGAGCAUAUCAGACGUCGGGCCAUCAGCAACAGCAGGCGGCUGCCGCGGCGGCCAUGUUCUAUCAGACGCCGCCCCGCACCGCCUUCGGUUCAGCCUUUGAUAUGUUCCACCACAGCACGCCCUUUGGUGUUAGCCAUGCGGCGGCAGCGGCUGCGGCAGCUGCACAUUCUGGCAGCGGUGGCAGCUUUGGUAGUCCCAGCUAUAGAUACUCGCCAUACAGCCUCGCGGGCAGUAGAUGGCAGUUGUAGACCCAUCAGUCUCUCAGUUAAUCAGACAAUCGAAGCCCAGUUCUUGAUAGCUCCUAGUCGAUUGCCUUAGGUUAGCUACUCUAACUGUAACUGUAACUGUAACUUAUGUAUCUACAAAGUACACGUACUUAAUUAUGUAUCUACCCGUAUGUAAAGUUAUAUUUAGUGCCUAUUUCAUAUGUAUUUAUUGCCUUAAACUAAGUCUAAUUUAUUCUAGCGCUAAUUUAGUUUAGAAUCUGUUCCAAAAACAAAACAUUACCAAAUAUGAACAAAA